Hippopotamus amphibius kiboko is the source of this 297-nucleotide messenger RNA. Its product is annotated as NADH dehydrogenase [ubiquinone] 1 beta subcomplex subunit 3-like. The coding region runs from base 1 to 297 and encodes 98 amino acids. Gene Ontology annotation, biological process: mitochondrial respiratory chain complex I assembly; electron transport chain. The record is from RefSeq and is a predicted model, not a curated record. NCBI's taxonomy places the organism in Eukaryota, Metazoa, Chordata, Mammalia, Artiodactyla, Hippopotamidae. The transcript has a single exon. Gene Ontology annotation, cellular component: mitochondrion.
AUGGCCCAUGGACAUGGACAUGAACAUGGUCAUAGUAAAAUGAAACUUCCAGAUUAUAAACAAUGGAAGGUAGAAGGGACACUAUUAGAAACUGUCCAGGAGAAGCUGCCUGCACGGGGGCUAAGGGAUCCAUGGGGCUGCAGUGAAGCUUGGAGAUACAUGGGUGGCUUUGCAAAUAACGUGUCCUUUGUUGGUGCAUUAUUAAAAGGAUUCAAAUGGAGAUUUGCUACAUUUGUGGUAACUGUAGGGGCUGAAUAUUACCUGGAGUCCCGGAAAAAAGAUAAGAGGUAUCACUGA